AUUCAUAAUUUUUGUGUAUUUUGUUAUAUUUUUUUUCCGGUUGUGUGUACACAGAAAAUGACCAUUUUGAAAUGAGAUAUGGACCUGCCUUUCGGUACACAAACUCCAGAGCUCGAUGUGCUUAUUGUGGGCGCUGGUCUGUCAGGUCUUGCUUCGGCCGUGAAGAUACUCUCCAAAGAGCAAUCCCUUAAAAUGAAAAUUAUUGAUGAGAAUCCGAUGCCCGGUGGUCAGUUGGGCGAGAGUGGUAACCGAUUCGUGAACAGCGACCAGGACCAGAUGAUUACUUUCCUGACGUAUGUUCAGGUCUUGCCACAUCGCUAUGUGCCAGAUUUUAGCAGCGAUUCUCUGAGACGUUGCUGGGAUCUGGAUCGAGGUCUGACCUCCUUACCGGCCAGAUUUGAGUUGUGGCGUUACAUAAAUAUGUUGGAGAUUCGCAUGAAGAAGUUCGGUUCGAAGAAAUUCAACUUGCGUAAUCGGGGUCCUACUAUGGAAAGACAUAUUUGCAAUAAUCUGUUCUUCAACAAGUCGCGUUUCUUCAUGUUCAAUGUGGUGGAAAUCGCCUGUGGCGCCAAUCCCAGCGAUGUGGAUUAUGAUGAGUUUAUGGUCGUGUGCAGUUCAUGUGGAGGAUUGCGCAUGCUAAUAGAUUUGUACUUUACAUUUCCCAGCUCACUGUUUGAGUUCUCGACCAGAAAACUAGUUGAUAAUAUUAUGGAAAAAAUCAAAUUCGCCGACAUGGUAAUGAACUGUCGGGCUACUAGGGUGGAUCACUUCAAGAACUAUGUGGAGGUGAGCGAUUCACUGGGAAUGAAACAUACGGCACAGACUGUGAUACUGGCCAUACCAUGGAAUAAGGUACAAAAGUUAGAGUUUAAUCCGCCAUUGCCAAAGGAAUUCCAGCAGACGGUGAAAGCUUAUCAAAAGCCUCGACGUGUCAUCACUCAGUUCUAUAUGCGAUAUCCGAAAUCCUAUUGGCGCUCCCAGGGUUAUUCCGGCCACUUUUUGAGCUCUGAGCCCCUUGUGUGUGGCCGUGAGUGUCGAUCGGGCAUUUACCGUGGCUACAUGAUGCAUACUCAGGACGAAGUGGACGAGGUGAAGCAAACUGUACUCGAUUUGGUGUCUGAAUACUUUGGCGAUGAGAUGCAACACCCAUUGGAAUAUCAGCAGAGUACUUUUGAGUUGAAUAUGGCCCUUCAUAGUCCACAAAUCACACCCUGGCAUCGGGUGAUCUGGUCCAGUUCGGCAGCCGUUGGUACCUACUAUCGCAAUUUGAUGGGCGGAGCUGUGCAGAGCGGAGUACGGGCAGCUGUUAGUGCCCUCUUCGUGAUUCGGCCUCAGGUAGUCAGCUGGAAGGAUAUGAUGGAUGUAGAUGAAAAGGAUCAGUAUGCCGGCGUCAAUGUGGGUCGUGUAAGAGGCCUGCUCAGUCGCCUUAAUCUCUACAAUGUUACAUUCUAUAGUGUAUUCGUUCUGGGAAUCAUUUUUAUCCUCAACAUAGGCUACAAUCGUUCAGUCUCUUAGAGAGAAAGAGAGAGAGCAUAAUUUUGUGUGUCUGGAGACUAGAAUCUCGUCUAAUUCUUUUGUCAUUUGCUAUUCAGUCAGUCAGUCCAGUCCAGUCAAGUCGCAGACGAGUCGUAAACGCCAUAAUAAAUCUCUUUUAUUAAAUUGA
Messenger RNA from Drosophila willistoni, 1663 nucleotides. It is a transcript of the gene shps, whose product is annotated as putative flavin-containing monoamine oxidase AofH. The transcript is spliced from 3 exons. The record is from RefSeq and is a predicted model, not a curated record. Gene Ontology annotation, molecular function: oxidoreductase activity. Lineage: Eukaryota; Metazoa; Arthropoda; Insecta; Diptera; Drosophilidae. Bases 79 to 1515 code for a protein of 478 amino acids.